Molecule: messenger RNA, 2487 nt
Organism: Naumovozyma dairenensis CBS 421
Lineage: Eukaryota; Fungi; Ascomycota; Saccharomycetes; Saccharomycetales; Saccharomycetaceae
Gene: MPT5
Product: Mpt5p
Exons: 1
Coding region: 1-2487 (828 amino acids)
Biological process (GO): post-transcriptional regulation of gene expression
Cellular component (GO): cytoplasm
Molecular function (GO): mRNA binding
Source: RefSeq, a predicted model, not a curated record
AUGACACAUAAUCAUCAAACACAACAUUCCAUAAAUUCGAUCCAAUCAUUGGUUGAACCAGUUACUCCUCCUCCUUUAGGCCAAAUGAAUAAUAAGAGAAAUCAUCAAAAGGCUCAUUCAUUGGAUCUUUCAGGUUUCAACCAAUUUAUAUCUUCCCAAUCACCUAUGGUUUUAAUGAACACGGUCUCAACAAACGAUACUACACAGGCUUCUUCCAAUAAUGGAUUGAAUUCCUCAUAUAUUGCUGCUGGUCAAACUCCUACAAUCUUACCUCAAAUUACAGAGUUUACUUCUUCGAUGAACGACUCUAAUUCGACCAUCAGUACUCAGAAUAAUCCCAGACCAUUCCAUGAUAACAACAUCACUACUAAAUCCUCCGUAUCUGCUAUUUCUUUGAUGAAAAAUAUCACCGAUGGAGUUGCAUCGUUACCUGUUGCUUCUACUACCCCUUCAUUAAAUGCCAAAAACAAUUCCAGUAAUAAUAUUGGACAUCAUUCAAACCCCAGUUCUUCUUCUUCAAUGGCAGAGUUAGCAUUGACUCCCUUAAAAGAUUUGAAUUAUCUAAAGUUAGCUACCGAUCAGUUUGGAUGUCGAUUUUUGCAAAAAAAAUUGGAAUCCCCCGCUGAAUCAGAUAUUGUUAGAGAUUUAAUGUACGAGGAGAUCAAACCAUAUUUCCUUGAAUUGAUCUUGGACCCUUUUGGUAAUUAUCUAAUUCAGAAACUUUGUGAUUAUUUAACUGUUGAUCAAAGAACAAAUUUAAUUAAAUCAAUUUAUCCAAACGUUUUUCAAAUCUCUAUUAACCAAUAUGGUACACGUUCGUUACAGAGGAUAAUCGAUACUGUUGAUAAUGAUGAACAAAGCAAUAUUAUAAUUGAAGGGUUUUCUCAAAAAUAUACAUCUAUUGAACAAAUUGUCACCUUAAUAAACGAUUUAAAUGGUAACCAUGUCAUUCAAAAAUGUAUCUUCAAAUUCCCUCCUUCCACUUUUGAUUUUAUCAUCGAUACAAUUACUGAACAAAAUAAUAUCGUUGCUAUAUCCACCCAUAAACAUGGUUGUUGUGUUUUACAGAAAUUGUUAAGCGUCUGUACUUUAGAUCAAAUAUUCAAAAUUUCAGUCAAACUUAUUCAAUUUUUGCCAGCAUUAAUUAAUGAUCAGUUUGGUAAUUAUAUCAUUCAAUUUUUGCUCGAUAUAAACGAAAUAGAUUAUUAUUUCUUACCGGAAAUAUUCAAUACAUUAUCAAAUGAAUUAUGCCAAUUGUCAUGUUUGAAAUUCUCUUCAAAUGUUGUUGAAAAAUUCAUCAAGAAAUUAUUUUCUAAUGUUAGAUAUCAAUUGCAAAUGAACAACAUUGAUGCAAAUACCUUGGAAGUACUGGGUACUUCAAUGAACAUUUUACUAUCUAUUGUGGAUAUCUUUACUAUCAAUUUAAAUAUUCUAAUUAGAGACAAUUAUGGGAACUAUGCCCUACAGACUCUCUUAGAUGUCAAGAAUUAUUCUGUCUUAUUGGAGUAUCCAGGUAAUAAAUUUGUUACAAAUGUUCCACACUUCGCUGAAUUUAGCCACGAAUUCACGACAAAGAUAAACAAUCUUGUGAUAUUAACAAAAGAACUGCUUUCUAGUAUCAAAACCACAUCCUAUGCAAAGAAAAUCAAAUUAAAAGUAAAGGCAUAUGCAGAAUUAACAGGUAUAUCCUUUCCUGACUUAUCUCCAAAAAAACCAAAUAAUAGUAAUAAAAAUCAUUAUAUGAAUUAUAAUAAUACUAUUAACAGUGUAAAUAAGAAUAAAAAUAACAGUUACCAAAAGCAGCACUCCCGUCAUUUUUCAUUGCCUGCAAAUGCAUAUCAUAGGAGAAGCAGCAGCUCGGUUAUACCAUCCAUAUUUUCUCAGCAACAACAACAACAGCAAGCACCAACACAAGGCCAACUUUCUCCUGGUAUGAACAGCAUUUUUAACUCUCAUAACAUGUCUCCACUAGGAUACCAACCUCACCAAUCACAACCAGCACAGCCAAUUACACAGCCUAUGCUAGGCCAAAUGAAUAUGAGUAUGCCGCAACAACUUCCAUUGCAACAGGAUUUCUCUUCUAGCAUAUUACCAAGACCAAAUUCGAGUGUUAGUUUGCAAUCCAUUCCAUCACAUCUUACAUACCCUUCAUCAUCAUCCCAGUUAUCAAUUCCACAAACUUUUGCCGGAUCCGACAAUAAUAUCAGCACUAAUAGUAGCAGCAGUAUGCUAUAUUACCCAAACAAUGGUAUCAACAAUUUUAAUGAUAAUAUGGGUAAUCCAUUGAUGUCCAAUCUUCCAUUUUCUAGCAAUAAUAAUUUCAAUCAAAGACAAGCUAGAAUUGUAAGCAAUCCUUUACCACAACCUUCAUUUUCGAACAACGGUGCUUUCGCAGCUAAUAUAAACCCUGUUUCUCCGGUUCCAAAUCUGUUUUCCAGUGGAUCAAGUAAUAACGCUGACUUCAUUAAUAAUUUUAAUUUCCGCUAA